AGUCACAGAUGAAAGUUUCAGAGGAGGAAGGAAGUUGCAGGAGGAUGUCGUGACUUAGUCUGGCUGCUGCAGGGAGGGGAAGCAGAGCUUGCAGCAGCCGGAUCCCCCACCCCUGUCUUUCUGCCCUGCGUUUCCUCUCUAGAGCAUCCCCCUUGCUGGGCAUGCAGGCUGCAGAGCACCAGGAGGAGAAGGAAGAGGAGGAAGGCAGUGGCUGUGAGCCUGAAGGGGCCUUUAGGAAGAACGCCUUCCAGCUGACGGUGGAGGAUGUCUACGACAUGUCCUACGUCCUGGGCAGAGAGCUGCACAAGAUCAGCAGCGAGCCUCGGGCGGAGAUGCCGGCCCAGGUGGCCCAGCUGCAGUUCAAGGUGGUGAGCGUCCUGGAGAUGCUGGAGGUCCUGGUGAAUGACAGCAAUCUGACGGUGGAGGCCCUCAAGAUGGAGAGGGACAGCCUCAAGAGGGAGGUGGAGGAGCUCCGGGAACAGGGCGCCCACGGAACCGCGGAACAGGUCAGCCUGGGCCCCAACAAGUUGGUGGUGGACCUGACAGACGCCAACCGGCCUCGCUUCACGCUGCAGGAGCUGAGGGAAGUGCUCCAGGAACGCAACCAGCUGAAGGCCCAGCUGAUGGUGGCGCAGGAGGAGCUGCAGUGCUACAAAAGCAGUUCUGUGUCCCAGACGCAGAAUCCAGUCGAGCUGAUCCACAAGGAGUCCACCGUAGGCAGCACUCCUGGAUCAGGAAGUGAAGAGAAAACCAUGAUAAAAAGACUGUUUGGUUUUAAAAGGCCGCGAUGAAGAGCUUCCUUCCCAUGACUCAAAGGAAACAGAAGGCCGGGAAGCGGGACAGAUGAAGACAGUAUCAAGCUGAAUUGUUGUUUUUUUGUGAUCUCUUGAUGUUUCAGGAUGUGUUGAUUUUUCCAACUUUACCAGGGCUUUUUUUGAGCGGGAGUGCACAACAACGCAGUUCCAGCUGGCCUGGUGUCAGGGGGGUAGGCCUAAGAUGCAAAUUAGUUCCAGCUGGGCUUUUACAACAACAACAAAAAAUACCCUGAACGUCACUUUAAUUCCCUAUUUGUGUGUUGCAGUUUCUGGAAAGCGGGACCAUUUCCCCAUCUUACAAAGGUCAACCUAGUCCUGGAAAAUCCUUUUGGUUUACGACGGACAAAAAUAAAUCCAUGCACUUUUGUUUUUAGUA
Heteronotia binoei (common prickly gecko) is the source of this 1191-nucleotide messenger RNA. It is a transcript of the gene RILPL2, whose product is annotated as Rab interacting lysosomal protein like 2. The record is from RefSeq and is a predicted model, not a curated record. Gene Ontology annotation, cellular component: cytoplasm; ciliary basal body. The transcript is spliced from 4 exons. Gene Ontology annotation, molecular function: protein dimerization activity. The coding region runs from base 162 to 791 and encodes 209 amino acids. Lineage: Eukaryota; Metazoa; Chordata; Lepidosauria; Squamata; Gekkonidae. Gene Ontology annotation, biological process: cilium assembly.